CAGACAGCGCCGGCCUGCAUUAAAACAUCUAUACCCUGAAACAGAGAGCACACCCACAGUAUCUGACGUCAUGGCUGAAGCAGAUCACUUCACCAAAAACAAAUCAUUGAUUAUAAAGGCCAUCGAUAGAUACAAGGAACUCAGCAAAUCAGACGCGUAUCAGAAGAUGUUCAAUGAGAAGGCUGACCCUACCAAACCCGAUGUUGUCAGGGCAAUGUCAGAUAUUCAUGUUCAUUUUACGAAACAGGCACUGAAGGAUGCCGGGGUCGAGACGAGUCAAAUUCCAGACGAUGCGAUGAUAGAAAGUGUCGCAGUCAUCAAUUUCGCAGAUGACCCUGAGGUUGUUGGCAAGCUCAAGGGUAUACUCGAAGUGCCGGAAAGAAUGCUACCAAAUCGCAAACCCAGGGUCGCACUCGGAGAUAAAGUACCGGAAGAUGUGGAGUUAGUUUCCAUGGAAACGGGAAAACGUAUCCCCGUGGUUGAUUUAAUUAUCAACAAAGAUCGACCACUUUUAAUUAUUGCCUCAUCAUUGAGCUGACCCCCGCUAUCGGGCAUUGUACACGGUGGUGCACUACACGCCCUCUACAUGGACUAUAAAGAUAAGGCGGAUAUCAUUUUGGUUUAUAUCUUGGAAGCACACUCAACUGAGGGCUGGAAGAUGGGCACUACGUUCAGUGACGCUAAACAACCAAUCACGAUUGAGGAAAGAAUAGACAGGGCCAGAGAUUUGCUGUACAUCAUUCCUGAUACAGUGACCUCUGACCCCUACGAUACAAGCAAAGUUCGUGUUGUUGUUGACGACAUGGACAACAAAUUUGACGAGACGUUCUGGUGUUGGCCAGAUAGAUCUCUGGCAAUUAAAGAUGGUCAGCUUGCCUUCACUGGUCGCAACAUUGUUCAACAGAUGAAAACACCUGAUAAACUCCUGACAACUGAUCUUCGUGAGUGGAUGGAAGCACAGAACGAAUAAAAUUAAUCUGGUGUAAAUCUAUACAUAGUAAGACACCGUUUUUGUAGGUCUAGUAAGUUCGCUGGUGCCAUUUUGAAUUCAUAUUGUCACUAAACUGGUUAUCAUUGAUCUGCCCGCUUUUGGUAAAAUUGUGUUGAAAACGUUUCAUUUUUUGUUUCUUAAAACAAUUAUUCAGAGUACUCACAUAUUUGUCAUCGUGUGCAUGCAUUGUAUCAUUCCGAAUCUGUGUAAUUCCAUGAUUUAAGUUGGUCCAAGAUGAGAUUAAGAUAAAAUUGUACGCAUGACAUUUUUUUUACAGCAAAAGACAACUUAAGCAAAAUGCAACUUUGAUUUAAUAUAACCAAUCAGUAGUUGUUGGUGUAUAUCAUUACUUUAUCAAAAUGCCGAGCACCAGUGAAAAAAUGUAAUAUUUGAAUUUUUAUGUACAUCAGCAAGACAAUCACUAUAAAGACAGUUUUAACACUAGUGUGUACAACCAUAUAUGCAAGGAAUUUGUACCUACAUACGUCUAUGCAGUAUAGUCAU
Molecule: messenger RNA, 1495 nt
Organism: Saccoglossus kowalevskii
Lineage: Eukaryota; Metazoa; Hemichordata; Enteropneusta; Harrimaniidae
Product: type I iodothyronine deiodinase-like
Biological process (GO): thyroid hormone metabolic process
Molecular function (GO): thyroxine 5'-deiodinase activity
Source: RefSeq, a predicted model, not a curated record